Messenger RNA from Cooperia oncophora, 354 nucleotides. The record is from the annotation of a GenBank genome assembly. NCBI's taxonomy places the organism in Eukaryota, Metazoa, Nematoda, Chromadorea, Rhabditida, Trichostrongylidae.
AUGAUCGUUCUUUGUUGGGGACCAGGAAUGUGCACGAAUAUCCACGAUCAUUCUGGUUCCCAUUGUUUCGUGAAAAUGCUCGAAGGACAACUCAAGGAAACACGGUUUGCUUUUCCUGAAGAAAACACUACUGGAGUGCCGCUUGUAAAAACUGGUGAAUCGUAUGCAGCGGUGAACGAAGUCACUUAUAUGAGCGGGCUCAGACUGAUCAGCUUGGCCUUCCAUCGGAUGGAAAAUCCAAGUCACUCGGAAAACGCUGUCAGUCUGCACGUCUACUCUCCUGCCUACGAUAAAUGCAAUCUUUUCGACCAAAGGACAAGUGAGUUCGCACUUCAGGUGGAAAUGCGCAAAUAA